Phaeodactylum tricornutum CCAP 1055/1 is the source of this 1197-nucleotide messenger RNA. RefSeq lists its product with no specific name. The record is from RefSeq and is a predicted model, not a curated record. The transcript has 2 exons. NCBI's taxonomy places the organism in Eukaryota, Bacillariophyta, Bacillariophyceae, Surirellales, Neidiaceae. Bases 1 to 1197 code for a protein of 398 amino acids.
AUGCGGCCAUCACCACAGACCAUUCAUGAUCUUCCGGGAAUGAAGACGAUGAGGGAAAGCUCCGAAAGCCGAGUAGUCAUCAUCGGCAUCACGAUGACGAUUGUGAUGGGCGGCUUGCUAACAAAUGCUGACUUUGCUUCUCCGUUGAGCCAAACUGGUCCACCGCGAAGUGAAAUAGACGGACUUCAUUCUAUUGCGUCGACUAGUGUUCCAAAGAUUCCAGGCUCUUUGAGUUAUCUACGAACUUGGAGACGCUGGUCCGAAAGCGCCCUGGAUGUGAUUCGGUCGGACUUGCUGUCCAGCUUGCCAAAUCCAGUUGACGAGGAGGCCUUGCAAGAUCUGUCAUUUCGUCUCGGAGAAGCGGCAGACCAGGGAGUCAUGCCGAGUUUCUCGAACACGGGGGCACUGGCUGGUUACGCAGUGAACUAUUUUUGUCGGGCGCAGCUUUUGGCAGAUUUGCUCUUUGAGCAAAAUGAACCCCAAUUCUUGGUGCUGGCCAUGAACAACAUGCUACUACAUACCAGGAGUACCCUUCGGACACCUUAUCGGAUUGUUUCGCUGGGAGGAGGACCAGGGUUUGACUUUGUAGGACUGGCACUCAUGUGUAGCUUUAGCGCACAGCAUCGUCAACUACCCAGCGCUACCAUAUCUGCGAAAAUCUUGGAUUAUGAACAAGGAUGGUCGCCCUUUGUUGACUCCAUGUCUCAGUCCGUCGACAAUGUAUUAGGGGGGCAACAUUCAUGCUCGUUUGAUGGAUGUGACAUUACUUUACCGCUUUCAGAUGCUAGCAACGCUGCGUGCGCCAAGGAAUUGUCCAAUUGCGAUCUUUGGGUUUGCUCAUACUGUGUGGCGGAAAAUGCUCUGAGACUUCGUGAGAACGACUUUGUCUUUUUCCGGAACCUAUUUCGAGAAUCCAAAGAAGGGGCUCUUUUUGUUUUCACCGAAACGACACACCGUCUAUGGUCUGAAAUGGUCGAUGUGGCCUUGGCCACUACCGAUUUUGAGGUCGCUUUCCCUCGUCGCAAUGGAAGAGGGAAAAAGGGACGUCAGCUGAUUUUGAGAAAACAACGCGGUGCAGCAUUGGGAACCGAAGAACAAUUGCAACGAAAGUAUUUUGAACAAGACAAUAGUUGCCAGGAGCGGAAGACUGGGAGAGGAAUUCAGAGAAUGAAGAAAAAAGUCCCUGGUGCCAAGUGA